Daphnia magna is the source of this 978-nucleotide messenger RNA. Its product is annotated as serine/threonine-protein kinase/endoribonuclease IRE2. The record is from RefSeq and is a predicted model, not a curated record. The transcript is spliced from 3 exons. Gene Ontology annotation, biological process: protein phosphorylation; IRE1-mediated unfolded protein response; intrinsic apoptotic signaling pathway in response to endoplasmic reticulum stress. NCBI's taxonomy places the organism in Eukaryota, Metazoa, Arthropoda, Branchiopoda, Diplostraca, Daphniidae. Gene Ontology annotation, cellular component: IRE1-TRAF2-ASK1 complex. The coding region runs from base 1 to 978 and encodes 325 amino acids. Gene Ontology annotation, molecular function: ATP binding; protein serine/threonine kinase activity; RNA endonuclease activity.
AUGCCAGGAAUUGAUGUCGGAAAGAUUUGGUUGGACAAAACAGAACGGCGCUUAUUGUUAGGUAGAGGCCAGUUCAGUCACGUACACCGGGGCAAAUUGAAUGGUAGCAAGGAGGUCGCCAUCAAAUGGAUUGUAGUAGAAAAUCAGCCGGAUGCAGCAUAUAAUCAAAUCGCAGCAAUAAAACAGGACACUCAGAGAAGCAAACGAGAGGAUGAAGCUCUGCGCCAACUUGACCAUCCAAACGUCAUCAAACUGUUACACGUCGAAGAAGAAAAUUCGAUCAAAUACUUUGCACUUGAACUAUGUGCCGCUACGCUUCAUCAGUACUGCAUGAGACGGUAUAACGGACCAAUGCCACCUGUUGCAGUCGUCCUACUACACAUAGUAAGAGGUUUACGACAUGUUCACUGCAAAGGAUUCGCCCAUCGCAACAUUGAACCAAAGAACAUACUCAUUUCAAAAUCAUUUCCAACCCGCAUCAUUCUCUCCGAUUUCGGGCUCAGUAAAUCAGUCAGCAACCUAAGCGGAUCAUACUCUGUCAGCCAAGACCGUUCAAUUAACCAGGAUGGUCAACUAUUGUGGUUGGCUCCAGAACUGCUGGAUAACCCUGACGAUCAAGGUUUCUCAGAGAAAAGAGGUUCCAUCGCCAGUGACACUUUCUCGGCGGGCUGCGUGUUUUUCUUUUACCUAACUCCAGGUUGGCAUCCCUUUGGCUCUGGAUUAGAUUCAAUUUACAUGAACAUUCUAAAUGGAAAACCUGUUAUUCUGAGAUAUUUACCCGAGGAACAACAUCGAUUCAAGAGCACGAUUGAAGCUAUGAUUUUAAAGAAACCUGAAGAUCGUAUUAGUCUUGAACAAGUGGAAAAUAAUCUUCAAGAAAUUAUUGGGCCAUACCUUUUCGAAGCUGAGACGGAAUCCAUCAGAAUACCGGACGAUGGUGAAGACGGCCAAGAUGAACGUCCCGACUGGCUAAUGUGA